Messenger RNA from Verticillium dahliae VdLs.17, 564 nucleotides. RefSeq lists its product as uncharacterized. The coding region runs from base 1 to 564 and encodes 187 amino acids. The record is from RefSeq and is a predicted model, not a curated record. The transcript is spliced from 2 exons. NCBI's taxonomy places the organism in Eukaryota, Fungi, Ascomycota, Sordariomycetes, Glomerellales, Plectosphaerellaceae.
AUGUCAGAGCGUCAGCAGGUCAACAAGUCAGAACUCCGGAACGUGGGUAUCGCGGGGGUGAGGCCCCGCGGGACGGGGCAGAAAUUGUUUUGCUUGCGGCGUGGCAACGUGCAGGAUGCAGAUUCUUUGGAGCAAGACAUGGGAGACUCCGACCAGCGCGCAGUUCGGCAACCGGCGAAGACGGCGCAGAAGGAUCACACCCAGAGCGUCGGAGAAGCUCAAACUCGAGAGCUUGGCCGUCGAGGUCUCAGGCUUGAUCUGAGAGACGACAGAACGCGAGUUGCAGGAUGCAUAGCAAGGUCGCAGAUCGCGGGUCGCAAGUCGCCGCGGAACCUCAACCGCUGUCCAAGGCCCCCAAGGCCCCCAGCAAGACAUCCCAGUCUGUGGUUGCGGGCGGGCUUGAUAAGGCUAGCAGCGCCAUGUGGCCGACCCCAUGAUAAGAAGCCAGCCGCCCACUGGUGUGACCAGGGCCCUGAUGGUGUACGGCUGGUGAUGGGUGAGGAGGAGGAGGAGGAGGAGGAGGAGGAGGAGGAGGAGGAGGAGGCCAAGAGGCAGAAGAGGUGA